GCAAUAGAGGCUGCUGAGCUCUAUGGGCCAAGCUCAUUGAGCGAAGCUGAAAUGGAGGAGUUUACCACUGCUGCUGGAGGCUUGCGCAUCCCUAAAAAGCCAAGGAAGAAGUCAAAGACUUCAACUGCGGCGGAGAAGGAGGUGACAUGGGGGGGGCGACUGUCCAGCGUCUCUGCCCCGGCUGUGGAGGUGCAGCUAAGGCUUGAGCCUGCAGUGGGGGGUAGUGAAGAGGUGAGUGAGGAGAUGGCACCUCUCCAGAGGAAGAAGAGGAGGGUGGCAGAGCUGGGAACCGAGGUGGUGGAGUUCGUGUCCCAGCCUUCUCCUCCAGAAAUUAAUCCUGAAGACAGGGGGAGAGGAGAGGUCGAAGUGCAAGGCGUUGAUGGGGGCAGGGAGCGCACCCCUCCACACAUAUACCAGAGAAGUUUGUUUGAGGCGGCAAACAAGACUAGGGCGAAGCACUUCCUCAACGCUACCCUUCCUGAGGUGGAUAGGAUGCGGGCGAAGGACGAAGUGGUUAGCCAUGCAGGGUAUACCAUUGUGAGGCAUGCCUUGGAGAGUGCGAGCUGGACAAACGCUCUAGCGCAAGAGUAUGCAGAGAGCGUUAGAGAUCGUGCCAGCUUGCAAAGGCAGUGCGACCAGCUUCAGAGGGAGAAAGAUGAGCUUCAGAAGAAGAAGGUGGAGUGGGAGAAGCAGAAGAGGGAGAUGCAGAGGAGGCUGGAUGAAGUUCUCCCUUCAGUGACCGAGCUGCAGAACGAGAAUGAUGUCCUGAGCACGAAGCUCGGCCUUGAAGAGCGUAAAAGGAAGAUAUGCGAGGAGAAGCUCGAGGCGCAGGACAAAUAUAUGGAUAAAAUGAGGAAAGCAGCUGCGGAACUGAAGAAGAACGUGGACAUGCUGGUUCACAAUGGGAUGGAGGAGCAUAUUGGCAACUUCCUCAACUCCAGCAUCUUCGAGGACAUCCUCAAGCUCUAUCGGCUGCCAACUGCAAUUGUGGCCUUCACCGACUGUAGAAAGAAAGUGAAGGCCCAGUACCCAGAGGUGGACGUGACAACAGUCACCUUUGGGGAACAAGAAGAAGGGGUGGAGGAAGAUGGGGAGAGCCUCUGUGCUGACUUCCUACCUCAGAUCACUCUGAAGUGGGAGCGUGAUGCAGAGGGGCGCUCUAUUUUUCCUCCAACCUUUGAGGCUGAGUUGGUGGCAGUGGGGGGAGAAGAGGAAGAUGCAAAAGAAGAAGAAGAAGAACAAGGCACUGGAGUUGGGGAACAGGCAGCCUUGGCCGAAGUGCGAAGUGCCACCCCUCCCUGCUGGAGAUGAGCCUAUAUCACCACCUCUUC
Messenger RNA from Rubroshorea leprosula, 1331 nucleotides. The record is from the annotation of a GenBank genome assembly. Lineage: Eukaryota; Viridiplantae; Streptophyta; Magnoliopsida; Malvales; Dipterocarpaceae.